AUGGGUCGCUUAAGCAGAACGUCGUCUCGGCUUGAACCCAGCGAUGAAGGGGCCACCCCCGAGCUCAAACGCGAGGAGUCGGCGGAUGGCGAAAUGCCCGACGAGCCCAGUAACGCCCGCGUAGCGGCCAUUAAGCAAGAGGAAGCAGCUAGUCCAUCAGAAUCGACAUCUUCGCCGACUGCGAAGAUCAAAUCCUCUCGCUCGUCGUCGACCUCGUCAUCGACCUCCAAACCACCUUCGGCGGCAGAUUUAGUCGCCAAGAACGAGCCUAGGGAUGCCAGUGGCCUCAUUUCAUCCUCCACCUCGCCUGUCAAGCCCGAACCCAAGGAGCCCUCGAAACCCGCGAAAUCGUCCCGAACAUCAUCAAAACUUCCUCCUCGCAUCGCGCCGCUCUUUGAUCACCUUCCCGACGCCACUCAAGAAGCGACCUCUACGUUUUCCCUCCUCGACGCCUGUACCUAUCAAAAUAAAUAUCUUGGAUUCAGCGAACAUGCCCUCGACUGCGACUGUGUGGAAGAAUGGGAUCCUUCCACCAAACAAAACCUCGCCUGCGGCGAGGAUUCCGACUGUAUCAAUCGUGCCUGUAAAAUGGAAUGUGCCAACGACUGUAGCUGCGGAACCAACUGUCAGAAUCAACGGUUUCUCCGCCAUCUCUUUGCCGACGUCUCUGUCAUCCAGACGGAGAAGAAAGGGUAUGGCCUCCGUACCAACGUCGACCUCCGGCCCCACGACUUCAUUUUUGAGUACAUCGGAGAGACGAUUCCCGAAUCUACGUUUCGAAAGCGGAUGGUGCAAUAUGACGAUGAGGGCAUCAAACAUUUCUACUUCAUGUCUUUGAGCAGAGGCGAAUUCAUCGAUGCUACAAAGAAGGGCAACCUCGGCCGCUUCUGCAACCACUCUUGCAACCCGAAUUGUUACGUCGACAAAUGGGUGGUUGGAGACAAACUCCGCAUGGGCAUCUUCGCUGAACGAAACAUCAAAGCCGGUGAAGAGCUGGUGUUCAAUUACAACGUCGAUCGUUACGGUGCGAAUCCACAACCAUGCUACUGCGGAGAGUCCAACUGCACGGGUUACAUCGGUGGCAAGACUCAGACCGAAAGAGCCACCAAGUUGUCGACGGCGGUCAUCGAGGCACUUGGUAUUGAAGAUGCCGACACGUGGGACACUACCGUGGCGAGACGUCCCCGCAAGAAGAAGACAUCAGAGGACGAUGAAGAAUACGUCGACAGCCUCGAGGCGAGGUCGUUGGACGUUGACGGCGUGACAAAAGUCAUGGCUGCACUGAUGCAGUGCAAAGAGAAGUGGAUCGCCGUGAAGCUGCUGCAGCGCAUACAGAGGUGUACGGACGACCAGGCGUGGCACAGAGUGGUCCGGUUCCACGGCUAUCAGAUACUAAACUCGCAGCUUUCUGCCUGGAGAGACGAUGAGAACAUAAUCCUCCAGAUUCUCGACGUCCUCGACCACCUACCUCGACUCACCCGAAACAAGAUCGUCGACGCCAAGAUCGACACGACCAUGAAAUCCCUCGUCGAGCACUCUGACGAACGGGUGGCUUCGCAGGCGUCGUCCCUGCUCGAUGCCUGGUCGAAACUGGAACUGGGGUACCGCAUACCGCGGAAGAAGAAGAACGAGGACGCUUCUUCGGCACAGGUCAAGACCGAGUCCUACACCGCCUUCGAAAGAAGGGAAUCCGCCCAGCAGCGGAAACGCUCCGAGUCCAGAUCACCGUCGCCGCGUAGCCCUCCCCCUCCGCGGGGCCCGUCCAACAACAACACCAACAACACGUCGUCGUCGUCGUCGGUGCCUUCGGGGCCGCGGUCGCUGCAGAGGCCGGGCCAGUUUGGCUCUCGGCACGGCGGCGGCGGCCCCCCCUUCAAUCGGGGACCUCCCGCGCUCCCCAGGGGUUGGUUCGCGGCUCAGGACAGCGGACGGACGUACUACUACUCGGCCACCGGACAGACGACGUGGGUGAGGCCAACGGCACCGGCUGACCAACCCCCGAGUCAACCCAAGCAGCCCUCGGAACAAGACGUCCUCAGGAGUAUCAUCGACAACAUCGUCACGUCCCGCGAGAAGGAAACAAAGACCACGGCGACCCCUGAGACCCCGGAGCCCGCGACAAAGGUCAAGAAGGAAGAGCGGUGGAAGUCGUACAAUGAAGAGAAGCAGAUGAAAUUGUACGAAAAUACCCUCUUCCCGCACAUCUCGCAUGUGAUGAGCAGGUACAAGCACAAGAUCCCCAAAGAAGACCUGAAGCGCUUCGGCAAAGAAAUCUCUAAAAAGCUCGUCGCGUCCGAUUACAAGGCUGGCCGGGUGAAUGACCCGACCAAGAUUGACGAGCGGCAACAGAAGAAAGUCAAAGAAUUUUGUAAACAAUUCUUUGAAAAGGCCUAUCAAAAACACAAGAAGCACGAAGCCGAAAAGGCUGCUCGCGAUAAGCGAAAGAAGGCAGCCGGAGCGGCCUCUUCGCCGACAGAAUCGCCCAAGCUGGACGAGCCGAGUUUAGAAGAUGUCAAGAUGUCUGAUGCUGAGGACGACAACGUUCCACCGUCGCCAGAUAUCGAGACACCUUCUGAAGAAACCGCCAACGGCACGCUUAAGCGCAAGCGCCCCGAGGAUGAAACCGCUUCGCUUGCUAGAGAUGACCACGAGUCCGAGUCGAUAGGCUCACCUUCCAAGAAGGCCAACCUCAAACCUGACUCGGACACGCCACCUCCGCCACCGCCACCGCCUGCGCCACCGGUCGAAACACCACCAGCCAGUACGCCGCGAGAUGGUGAAGGCGAGGGUCGACACGAGGGCGAAGGGGAGAUGGAACUGGACACAGAUAUCCACGGCGACACCAACUUCAAAGGCAGAAGCAUGGCCGAUGUCCUUGCCCAAGCGCAGGCCGAGGAUGAUGAGGGGGGAGAUGUGCCAAUGACAGAUGCCUUGGGCAACAAUGGAGAAACCCCUCUGGUGGACGGGCGGUAGAGGCCGUGAUGCGAGGAAUGUGUGAUUCUAGUAAACAGAUGCUUUGGGGCAACAAUUGGAGAGAAGACCCCUCUGGUUGGCAGGCAGGUAGAGAAGAAGCCGUGAUGCAAAGCAAUGCAAGC
This is a messenger RNA of Exophiala oligosperma, 3095 nucleotides long. RefSeq lists its product as uncharacterized. The coding region runs from base 1 to 2973 and encodes 990 amino acids. Gene Ontology annotation, molecular function: protein binding; histone H3K36 methyltransferase activity. The record is from RefSeq and is a predicted model, not a curated record. Gene Ontology annotation, cellular component: nucleus; chromosome; chromatin. Gene Ontology annotation, biological process: regulation of DNA-templated transcription. Lineage: Eukaryota; Fungi; Ascomycota; Eurotiomycetes; Chaetothyriales; Herpotrichiellaceae. The transcript has 3 exons.